Liolophura sinensis is the source of this 2018-nucleotide messenger RNA. RefSeq names its product glutamate--cysteine ligase regulatory subunit-like. Gene Ontology annotation, cellular component: glutamate-cysteine ligase complex. Gene Ontology annotation, biological process: glutathione biosynthetic process. Bases 18 to 878 code for a protein of 286 amino acids. Gene Ontology annotation, molecular function: glutamate-cysteine ligase catalytic subunit binding; enzyme regulator activity. The record is from RefSeq and is a predicted model, not a curated record. Lineage: Eukaryota; Metazoa; Mollusca; Polyplacophora; Chitonida; Chitonidae. The transcript is spliced from 8 exons.
CCAACAGUCUGACAGGCAUGGCCGAAGAAAUUCCACUUUUUCCGAAAGCUGAGUCGAUGCUCAUUAACAGCGGAAACAUCGUUAACUGGAACCGUUUGAAAAGGAACCCCAAACAAACUCCUGACGAAGAGUUGGCAGAAUGUAUAAAUGAAACCCUGGAAAAUUUUUUGACAUCAGCGGACAAAACUGAGUUACAGUAUGUCACAGACCUGGUGUGUGUGCACUCAAAAUUCAAAGAAACCAUUCCUUCAGCUGAACGUGAUGAAUUAAAAUUGACAGGUAUGAUGUUUUUAGAAUUUACUGUAGGCAUGGCAACCAAAAUGAAAGUCUCUUUGUGCAAUUUGCAGUCCCCAUCUCACAUAACAGAGGCCAUUGACAAAACGAUGUCACAGCUAGAUGUAACUUUCAUCGAGACUGUGUUGCUGUCAUUCCCGGGCAGAGAGGAGGAGUUAACUUUAGAGGAGAUUCAGCCAUAUUGGCAGGUGUUGGAGGGUCUAGUGGAGGGGGAAUCAGCAUCUGUCCUGUCAAUCGGUGUCAGUGAUUUAUCAACCAAUCAGCUCAAACAGCUUUACCAGUGGGCUCAGGUAAAGCCGAUUAUUAAUCAGGUGAACCUGGCCUCUUGCUGUGUGAUGCCACCUGACAUGGUAGAGUUUGCUAAGCUUAAUGACAUCCAGCUGUUGACGCACAGUGAUCCUCCAGAUGUUUUGCCUCAGAGUAGCUUCCGUGAUCUGAUUGCGGCAAACAGCACCAGCAGAGACGCCGAGAAAUGGAAAGCACUGUGGUCUGUCCGUUACUCCGUCCUGGUGAAGUGUCGCGGAAUCGUGAAAACGAAGGGUUACAUUGUUAAGGCUGUGCGAGACAUGAAAAGGCAAAACUGAUAAUACACAUGUACUAAACUUGUGGUUAAUUGUUUUUAUAUGUACAUGUACGAAGUUAGUCAGAAGGAAGGACCAAUGUGGACGUGUGGUAUGUACUAACAGUUGUCUCCCCUGAAUGCAAGCUGGUGUGUAUAUACUUAAACCAGAGCCUAUUAUGUAAGAAUUCGUGUUGUUUGCUGUAGAUUGUUUUCCUUGUAAACUAAGAGGUGGAACUAUAUGUUUCUAACAGCAAAAUAAAAUUGUGGGUGCUAAACUUGACCAGAACUUACAAUGGAAGCAUCCAGUUUUUUUUUGUUUUUUUUUUCCAGUUAGCCCUGGACAACCAACUGGACAUUUAUUGCCCAUUGGCCGCGAAGUCCAAUAAAAAGGGAAGAGUGUUAACCCACAAACUUAAAUUUAGCAAUAAAACUUAAGGCAUGUCCUAAUAUCAACCUUAACAGCAUCAGUGGGGACUUAUAUGAUUGCAGAAACAGUUGUCUCCCCUGAUUUCGCUCCUUCCCCUUUGCCUUUAGCCUAACUUACUGCCUUUUAGCCUAACUGGAAAAAUUAAAUUUUAAAUGCUGAAGUUUCCUAGAAUUUCUGAAGGAAGAAUCAAUUUGUAUUACUGUUAAAGCAGCAUUUGUCUCCCCUGAAAGAAUUUUGCCUACUUAUAGAUUACUUUCACCCUCAGCUAAGAAUUUUUCUAUUUGUAACAUUCGACAGGCUCUAGUUUAAAAUAAUAUGAAAACAUAAUUGUUUAUCCGUUUUAAAGAAAUGAAAAUCAUGUAAGUUGGAAUUAGCUUGUUUGUAUAUGUUUUUUUUUUUUUGUUCCAUUUGCUGGAAGGUAUUAAGGAAGAAAUGUUCAGGAUUUAUAAGAAGCAUUUCAGUUUCGACUCAUCUGUGUGUAUUUGACUGUGCAGCGUUUCAGUUUUUCACAUGUUGAAACGAGGUUCUGAUCUGAAAUCAGUGAGUGGUGAGGUACAUUACACAUUCCCCUGAUCUCGUACCAGCAAUUAACAUACCAACAGCCAUCCAGGUCUUCAAAAAAUGUCAGAAACAAAAGAAGUAUAAUGCUAAAAUUGUCACGAUUUGGUACUGGGUCUAUUUAAUAAGGGUAAAAAAAAUAAUUAAACAUUAUUUCUGAAUUCGUCUCUUUAGCCU